UUCAAUUUCAUCCAUUUGUUAUUUUAUUUUAUUCUAUUUUUUAUUUAUAGUCAUCAUGUUAAAAAAAUAGUCAUUAAUUAUAUCAAUGUUUAACUCCAAGAAAAUUAGAAAGUGUCAGGUAAAAAAACCUUCAAUUUAAAAACAAAUAUACAUCCAUGAAUUAAUACAGAUUAAAAUAGAAGAAAAUUGAGUUUGUAAAAUGCCAACCCAAAAAAGAAGUUGUACUGGGGAUACCAGUAAAGCACUGGAAGAUGAAGAUGGUCCUCGACCCAUGAAGAAUAUGAAACCAUCAGAGAAGAAACCUAAUGGGGCAGAUCAGUUCUGGCAAGACCACCAGGGGGAGUACGAGGAGCGGGAGAAGGCAGCCAGUCAAGUGGACCAGGUGCCGGAGCACGCUGCCUACCCCACGCUACUGGACGAGCUGGACAAGCGACGGUCUCUCGCACAGUGUCGUCCUGAAGACCUUUCAAAAGGAGGUCACCCAAAUAAUUCAAAGGAGGUCCCGGACGAUUUGACCUCCGUGAAUCCCAAAAGUCAUCACACUCGGAGUGACGACAGGAGCUGGCAAACUGAUUCCCUUGAUACCCUGAGGACUCUUUCGAGCAUCCCGUCUUUGAGUAGCUACGACUCCUAUGGGUCUAUUAAUAGUGAACCUAAGGGGCACCAAUAUUGACAUGGACAUAUAGCCCAGUAAAGUUACAAGACUUAAGUAUGAAGGACCCACUAAAUAAUUAAUUACCUACUUACCUAUAUGUACCUACUUUAAAUAUGAUUAAAAUUUAAAAAUUCCA
Molecule: messenger RNA, 791 nt
Organism: Maniola jurtina (meadow brown)
Lineage: Eukaryota; Metazoa; Arthropoda; Insecta; Lepidoptera; Nymphalidae
Exons: 3
Coding region: 200-673 (157 amino acids)
Source: RefSeq, a predicted model, not a curated record